CUACCCCCUACUGUGUUAUCCCGAAACCCUCGCCGCGGACUUCCACAUCGGGCUACGUGCGGAGCGUUGCCCCGGGCCUUGUGCGCGCAGUUGAGUUGUCUGGGCAUCCCUUAACCGAUUCAGAAGCGGGGUCAUAUAUUCCUUUCUAGAUUUGAAGCUUUUCGCGACUGCAAUGAUUUUUCGGUAAAGUCACGUAGGUAAAAAAGCACAUUUAAAUUAAUAAAAGUAAAAUAAAAAGUCAUUUACUUGACCUGGAGGAAUGCGGCGAGCUCUAGGCUCGUUUUCGCAGACGUGGGGUGCUGCUACAAGCGACACGGGGAGACACGGUGAGGCUCCGAUCGCGCGGGAGACAGCAUGGCAGCCGGCGCGAGAGCCGUCAAAUAAGCGCUGGGUCGCGCCCAAACGCACGCCGUCACCCGGCGGAGAGAGCGAGAGGCGUCGGCGGCCUUCGUUGGCGCUGCUUGGGGGAUGCGCGCCGGCUCAUGGCCCCGACCGGGCCGUGCGGCGCUCUUCCUCCUCUGCGCCGCCACGCUGAGCCGGGCGGCGCCGCGGGACCAAGCCGGCGCCUGGCCAGAAACGUCGCCGGCCAGAACCGCGACCGAGGUCCUGGCCAACACCUCGGGGCACCGGUCCGCCGUCGCGGGCGAACCGCUCCAGUCGUUUCUGAGCGGUAACCCCGCGACGGGUUCCGAUGGGAGCGGGAGAAUCGACGGGAACUCCCUGCGCAGGGCUCACCUCCUGGCGGGGCGAAUGGAGGAACACGGGGAGGUCUCUACCGCCCCGGUGAAACCGUUUCCACGGCCGACCGAGCCGAACGCGCACAGGAUGACGACGGCCGUUACAACCGCCGCCGUCGCCAACGGCACCGCCUCGGCGACCGUCGCCACCACCGUUGAGACCACCGGUGCAGCAGCCGCACCCUCCGCGGCAAACGCCACCCUCUUCUACGGCGGCGGCGGCGGCGCCAGUCCGAGGUCGGGGAUUUUGCCGGGCAACGGCACGGCGGCGGGCUGGGCCCCGGCGGGCGUGUCGCACUUCCUGGACUCGCCGGUGCUCUACAUACUGCUGCCCUUCGUGCUGUUCAACAAGUGCGCCUUCGGCUGCAAGAUGGACGGCGAGGCGCUGCGGGGCCUGCGCUCGCGGCCGGCGCCCAUCGCGCUGGGGCUGGCGGCGCAGUUUGUCGUGAUGCCGCUGCUCGGCUACGGGCUGUCGCGCGCCUUCGCGCUGGACGAGGAGCUCUCGUUGGGGCUCGUGGUGGCCUGCUCCUGCCCCGGCGGCGGCGGCGGCUACCUCUACAGCCUGCUGCUGGGCGGCGACGUGGCGCUGGCGCUCGCCAUGACGCUCGCCUCCACGCUGGUGGCGGUCGCCGCCAUGCCGGCGUCGACGGCGCUCUACGGCCGGGCGCUGGGCGUGCACCACACGCUGCGCGUGCCCUUCUCGCGCAUCCUCGCCACGCUGCUCUUCGUGCUGGUGCCCGUGUCGCUGGGCGCCCUCGUCAGGCGCCGGCGGCCGCUCCUCGCCGAGGCGCUGCUGGACGUGAUCCGCCCGUUCACGCUGGCGGUAGCGCUCGGCGGCCUCUACGUGGGCGCGCACGCCGCCGUCUCGCUGCUGGGCGGCGGCGGCGCCCCGGCGGGCCUCUACGGCGCCGCCGCGCUGGUGCCCGUCUGCGGGCUCCUGGUCGGAGCGACCCUGGCCCGGGCCGCGCGCCUGCCGGGCCCCGCGGCCCGCGCCGUGGCCAUCGAGUGCGGCGCGCAGAACAGCCUGCUGGCGCUCGCCGUGCUGCAGCUGUCGCUGCCGCAGGCGCAGGCGGACCGCACGUCGCGGGCGCCGUUCCUCGUCGCGCUCGGCACCGCCCUCGAGAUGUGGCUGCUGCUGGCGCUCAACGCCGCCUACAGUCGCCUGCGCCCGGCUAAGUCCGACAUCUAGGGGCGUGGCGGCGAGCCGUAUUUAUUUGGGUGGCCGCGUGGCGCAAGGCGCCGGUCGCAGCACAAGGGCCGGAGGCGCCGUCCCCGUUUUGGCGGCUCCCUGAAAGAGCGCCGCGUGAAGCGUUCGACGAAGGCGUCUCGUUCAGCGGUGGGGGGUGGCGCGGGGGUUUGGUGUGAAUUGUAAAUAGUCGUCCUCGUCGCUGACGCUGCCUAUACAGCCACACUUCUUGCCACAAUUCAUAUUAAAUACUACACGCCUUGCAAAGCUCCAGUGCGCGUUGCCCGUCGUCGCUGUGUUCAUUGUGCAAUACAGAAUGUUGUUUACUCA
Messenger RNA from Lethenteron reissneri (Far Eastern brook lamprey), 2253 nucleotides. Its product is annotated as P3 protein-like. The record is from RefSeq and is a predicted model, not a curated record. NCBI's taxonomy places the organism in Eukaryota, Metazoa, Chordata, Hyperoartia, Petromyzontiformes, Petromyzontidae. Gene Ontology annotation, cellular component: membrane. Gene Ontology annotation, biological process: bile acid and bile salt transport. Gene Ontology annotation, molecular function: bile acid:sodium symporter activity.